Molecule: messenger RNA, 216 nt
Organism: Strongylus vulgaris
Lineage: Eukaryota; Metazoa; Nematoda; Chromadorea; Rhabditida; Strongylidae
Source: the annotation of a GenBank genome assembly
AUGAAAGGAAAAGCGGAUGAAGCGGAACAGCUCAAGUUAUUCCAAAGAAUUUGGGAUACAAAGUGUCAGGAUUGCCGCCUAUGCAUCCAAACCGGAUGCAAAGAAGAAGGAAAGGAUGUGCGACUGAGGAAACUUGACUACCAUACCACAUCCCCACAGAAUGAGAUACUUGUGCCUAGAGAGGAUCUCAAGGCCAUGUCUGAAGAAACAAAAUAG